Messenger RNA from Parathielavia appendiculata, 330 nucleotides. RefSeq names its product ankyrin repeat protein. Lineage: Eukaryota; Fungi; Ascomycota; Sordariomycetes; Sordariales; Chaetomiaceae. The annotation marks the transcript as partial. The transcript has a single exon. The record is from RefSeq and is a predicted model, not a curated record. Gene Ontology annotation, biological process: protein localization to ciliary inversin compartment. Gene Ontology annotation, molecular function: protein binding. Gene Ontology annotation, cellular component: ciliary inversin compartment.
ACGCAACUCCACGUUGCAGCAUACUGGGGCUUACAGAAGCUCCUAACCGUCCUCUGUCAAAGGGCCAUUGACAUUAACGGUCAAGACAGCUAUGGAGCGACUGCGCUGCAGUUGGCUGCCCAAAAUAACCACAGCCAAGGAGUACGAUUACUGCUUGAAAAAGGAGCCAAGAUCGACCUGCGCAAUGGUAAAGGCGAGACGGCUGUAGCCUGGGUGAGCAGACACGGCCACCUAGCAAUCGUCGAACUCCUUAUUCAGAGUGGAGCAGACGCAUUAGUGGAGGACAAUGAAGGAUGGACAGCGCUCCACUGGGCUAUCAUGGGCGGGCAU